Molecule: messenger RNA, 3080 nt
Organism: Funneliformis caledonium
Lineage: Eukaryota; Fungi; Glomeromycota; Glomeromycetes; Glomerales; Glomeraceae
Source: the annotation of a GenBank genome assembly
GUGGAAUUGUUCUUUGGUCGAAAUCUUUUACUCGCAUUACGUCUUCUCCGGUUGAUGCCUUGAUUAAAGAUGUAUUGAUUGAAGAGAGAGCCGGUGAAAACAGCUAUAUUAAAGAUUCCUAUAGCUUGAAAUGGACAUUCGCAAACGAAUUAGAUCUUAUUUUUGUGGCUGCUUAUCAGAAAAUUCUUCAACUUGCAUAUAUUGAGGAACUUCUUGCUACCGUUAAGAAAUUCUUUUGUGAUAAAUUUGCUGAACAUAUUCGAAACACCAGUAGUAUUCACAAAUAUGCAUUCGAUGAUGAUUUCAACACAAUAUUCAAUAAUAUCGAAGAAAAAGAUUCGAAGGGAUAUGAUAAAUUAUCUAAACCGCGACCAUUUGAACAAACUAAAAAAUUUAAAGAAACAAUUGAAGGAUCGAAGAAACUUAGUGUGAAUGAUAUAACAAAACCACCCACGAUCCCCAUCAUCAGUGAUGAUAAAAUUGCCCGCAAUAUUGAAGCAAUUCGUGGAAAGCCUACUCGAGGCCGUGGUGGACGAACUAAAUCUAGAAGUAGCAAACCGUCCAAUGAGUCCUCAUCAGAUGAUAAAAAGCCAACUAGAAAGAAAACAUUGCGUACAUGGGAAGACAAAAUUUCAAAAGAUGAAAUGGAAAGUUUGGAUUAUAGUGGGAACAAAGACGAUACAGAUAGGUCAUCGGCAGUAAAUACACAUAAUUUGGUUGAUCAAAACCAAUUUGGACAGUUUCAAGACGGACAUUAUGAAGUGCAGGAUCUGGGUCAAAAUGAUAGUGAUAAAUCCGAGGAGGAUGAUUAUGACGAAGAAAAUGAAGAAUCAAACAAAAAUGAUAGUCAAUCUAGCGUGUUUUCAUUUUUCAGGAACAUCACUGGACAAAAAGAAAUUACACAACAAGAUCUUGUUCCGGCAUUAGCAAAAAUGAAGGAACAUUUAAUUAAAAAAAAUGUCGCAGCUGACAUUGCAACUCAUUUAUGUGAUUCUGUUGCAAGAAAUCUUGUAGGGCAAAAGACUGGAAGUUUUAAGAUAUCAUUAAAACGAAUACUUACACCCAAGACAUCAGUUGACUUGUUACGUGAUAUUGCACAAGCUCAAUCUGAAUCACGUCCUUAUACAAUUUGCUUUAUUGGAGUAAAUGGUGUUGGUAAAUGCUUUGCAAGGGGGACCAAAUUUUUAAUGUACGAUGGUACAUACAAAAAUGUUGAAGAGCUCACUGUUGGUAAUCAAAUUAUGGGAGAUGAUAACAGCCCAAGGACUAUUCAAUCUACUACCAGAGGUGAAGGCAGCAUGUAUCGUAUUUUCCCAAAUGAUAAAGGUCCGGCCGAACCUUUCGAAUGUAACGACCAGCAUAUCCUUGUGCUUAAAUUCGCUGCUAAUCCAUUCAUACAAAGUGGUGAAAUUCCUAUCACUGGAUUUCACCCCAGAAUUCGUCUCUUCUGGUAUGAAUAUGACGAGGUGAACAAUAUGAUAGUUAAAAAGACCGAUUCUUACUAUUACGGUCCUGGAAAACUUUAUCUUAAAAAAGAAGCAGCUAAGAAAGCAGCGAUACAAGAUAUGGCGAGAAAACCCAAUCUCGCAAUAACAGAUUUUAUUUGGGAGGUACCGGUCAAGGAUUUCUUAACCGCGUCAUAUGAUGUACGACGAAAUUGUCUUAUGUUUAAACCAAGCAAAGUUAUUUUUAAAGUAGCACAAGGAAAAUUUCGUAUUAUUUUAAGCGAAAUUCUUGGGAUUGAUCCUACGGAUUCUCAGAUUUCAGCUGCUGCUUGGCUCGUUGGUGCAUGGAUUAGUAAUGGACUUGAAACCUCGCCAACAAUAUGUGUCAACGAGAAUGAAAUUGAAAUAGUGAAGGCGAUGGAAAAACAUGGUGAAACGUUGAAUUGGAAGUGUAUUAAAGAUAAUUCAAAUAAAGAACAACAGAGAAUUUCAUUUAUUCAUGGUAGCGGUUUUGAAAGCGAGUUCUUACGUCUUCUCCGUAUGCUCGAUAUUUUGGAUGCUAAAAAAGUACCACCAGUCAUUAUGACCGAUGAACUCGAUCAGGUUCGUUUGCCUCUCCUUGCCGGAAUCUUAGAUAUUGGCGGGCAUUUACUAGAAAAACAGAAGGGAUCUUACGAGUAUAUCUACCAAUCUCCACAGAAGCGAUGUAACAUCGUUGAACAAGUUCGUAAUUUGGCCAAUUUAUCAGGAUUUUGUUCCAUCAAUGUUAAGAGAAGCAUGAAAGAGGUUUCAAAUAAUAUAACGGCACCAUAUUUUUAUACAACCAUCACUGGUAAUGAGUUAGAUAAGCUUCCAUUAAUCGUAUCACGUAAAAAGGUGUGUAAACACCGUGAUUGCAACCUUAAGCUAGACAAUCGUGAUAUGGUAUGGAGCUUUAAAGUGGUGAAUGUUGGCCUUGGUCCAUAUUACGGAUUCAAAGUUGAUAAAAACGAACGCUUCUUAUUGGCGGAUUUGACUGUGGCCCAUAAUUCUACAAAUCUAUCGAAGACUUGUUUUUGGUUAUUACAAAAUGGAUUAAAGGUCCUCAUUGCAGCGUGUGAUACUUUUAGAUCAGGUGCCGUAGAACAAUUAAGAGUGCAUGUUAGAAAUUUGAAUGCUUUGGGUCAAAAUUCAACUGUUGAAUUAUAUGAACGUGGAUAUGGCAAAGAUGCUGCCGGGAUAGCAAAAGAUGCAGUCAACUAUGCAAAAGCAAAUAAAUUUGAUGUCGUAUUGAUCGAUACGGCAGGACGUAUGCAGGACAAUGAACCAUUAAUGCGUGCGUUAGCGAAGCUGGUAUCUGUGAAUAAUCCAGAUAAAAUAAUAUUCGUUGGCGAAGCUUUAGUUGGGAAUGAAGCAGUUGACCAACUUACAAAAUUCAAUCAAGCAUUGAAAGAUUUUUCUGGAUUGCAAAAUCCGCGACAAAUUGAUGGAAUGAUCUUGACGAAAUUUGACACAAUUGAUGAUAAGGUUGGUGCGGCUUUAUCGAUGACUUACACAACGGGGCAACCGAUAUUAUUUGUUGGAACCGGACAAACUUAUACAGAUUUAAAGAAUAUGAGAGUUGGACAUAUUGUGCAUGCUCUCCUUAGGGAAUAA